This is a messenger RNA of Leucoraja erinaceus (little skate), 2634 nucleotides long. It is a transcript of the gene csk, whose product is annotated as C-terminal Src kinase. The transcript has 13 exons. The record is from RefSeq and is a predicted model, not a curated record. Gene Ontology annotation, biological process: adherens junction organization; protein phosphorylation; regulation of Fc receptor mediated stimulatory signaling pathway. Lineage: Eukaryota; Metazoa; Chordata; Chondrichthyes; Rajiformes; Rajidae. Gene Ontology annotation, molecular function: ATP binding; protein tyrosine kinase activity; protein binding. The coding region runs from base 302 to 1654 and encodes 450 amino acids.
GCAUUGCAUUUGCUCCAUGGUGUGAGUGCUGCAGAAACUCCAGGACUGGGCAACGCAUCUCAAACACUCGCCAGCGCAAGAAGUGCGUGCACAAUUCUGGGAUCCCGUGGCUUUGCUGAAGUGGCACCAACAGGGAUUUUGUUGUCUGGUCCAUUCUUGAUCUUCCUUUGUGACUGCUUCACACAGCCAGUCGUCUGUGCCCUGUGACCGGCAGCCAGCUAUUUACAGGUCUGAUGGUACCUGGCAAGCGUUGAACCGUUGUGAGACUUUCCACCCACAGCAACCGUUGUCGAACUGCAACAUGUCACAACCACAGACAAUAUGGGCAUCAGGCACAGAGUGUAUAGCCAAGUACAAUUUCAGUGGCAGUGCAGAACAAGAUCUUCCUUUUAACAAGGGUGAUGUUCUCACCAUUGUAUCAGUUACCAAGGAUCCAAACUGGUACAAAGCAAAAAGCAAAAUUGGUAAAGAAGGAAUUAUCCCUGCAAACUAUGUCCAGAAGAGAGAGGGAGUCAAGUCUGGUGCCAAGCUUAGCCUUAUGCCUUGGUUUCAUGGAAAAAUUACGCGUGAGCAAGCUGAGCGGCUACUCUGUCCUCCUGUAGACGGGUUAUAUUUAGUACGGGAAAGUACCAACUAUCCUGGAGACUACACACUGUGUGUGAGCUGUAGCGGGAAGGUGGAACAUUACCGAAUAAUUUACUCCUCCAGCAAACUCAGCAUCGACGAAGAAGCCUUCUUUGAUAACUUGAUGCAGUUGGUAGAGCAUUACACCGUGGAUGCUGACGGGUUGUGUACACAUCUCAUCACUCCCAAGCUUAUGGAAGGGACAGUGGCUGCACAGGAUGAAUUCUCUCGAAGUGGGUGGGCACUAAAUAUGAAAGAGCUGAAAUUAUUACAGACUAUAGGAAAAGGAGAAUUUGGAGAUGUGAUGUUGGGUGAAUAUAGAGGAAACAAAGUUGCCGUCAAAUGCAUUAAACAUGAUGCAACCGCGCAAGCCUUUGUUGCUGAAGCAUCUGUAAUGACACAACUCCGCCACAAAAACUUAGUUCAAUUGCUGGGUGUCAUUGUGGAAGAAAGUGGAGCACUGUAUAUUGUAACAGAGUACAUGGCAAAAGGCAGUUUGGUGGAUUACCUCCGAUCAAGAGGCAGAUCGGUCCUUGGUGGAGAUUGUCUAUUAAAGUUUUCCAUUAAUGUCUGUGAAGCAAUGGAAUACCUGGAAAUAAAUAAUUUUGUACAUAGAGAUUUAGCUGCUCGCAAUGUUUUGGUCUCGGAGGAUAACAUAGCUAAAGUUAGUGAUUUUGGUCUUACGAAAGAGGCUUCUUCUACACAAGACACUGGGAAGUUACCAGUAAAAUGGACUGCACCUGAAGCUCUUAAAGAAAAGAAUUUUUCUACUAAAUCUGACGUUUGGAGUUUUGGAAUUCUUCUAUGGGAAAUUUACUCUUUUGGGCGAGUGCCUUAUCCCAGAAUGCCUCUGAAGGAUGUGGUUCCUCGUGUUGAGAAAGGUUACAAAAUGGAUCCACCUGAUGGGUGUUCACCGUCUGUUUAUGAGUUGAUGAAACUGUGCUGGGAAUUGGACCCGGGUCGAAGACCAACGUUCCAGCAGUUGCGCACUAAGUUGCAGGAAAUCAGAACUAAGGACGUUCACCUGUGACAGAACCUAAAUGACAUGGAACUUUUUUUUUAAAAACUGCUCAACAUUGAACCAAGAGUGCUGAGACUUUUACAAAGCAAACUUUCAAAAAAAAGAACUCUGCAUAUCAUGGCCUUGUGUUUCAUUCUCCCCUUUCUCUCUCUCCCCCCUCUCCCCCUCUCCCACCCCCAAGUUGUAUACUGCAGCAGCCCAGUGAUCCCCUUAUCCCCACUAGAAAAAGCAUGCUUACACAUCUUUUGUCAGGACCUUCAGUUGCUUGUGGUCUUUGUUUUGUGCCAAGUGCCUCCAGCCAAAAGAUGGUGCUUAUUUGCUUAUCUAUAGUUUGCAACAUUUGUCCUACCAAAAUGUUGUGUCAAAAUGAGGUCUCGUGGUGAAACAUUUCUCUUAACCAACAUAACACAGUUUUGUGUUUGUGUUUUUUUUUUUUUUUUUGCUUUCCCACCUAAAUUUGUUUAUUCGGAUUUUUUUUUUUAAAUACGUAGUUUUUAUAAACGAAAAAUGGAUUUUCAGUUUUAUGUUCUGUGAUGCUCCACUGGUUUGAAGUGAACUCAUUGCAUGUAGUGUGGGAGGUGUACAUUGCAUUUGUUUUAGCUGCCAAGACUGAGAUUAAAAUAUUGAAAUAAACCAUUCCAUAAUGACCAUUUCUAAAUGGCUGUUACGUUUUAAAAUUAGAUUUUUUGAAAACUUGGAAGAAUUUUCCUGCUGUCGUUGUCUUAACCCUGUUGUAGCCUCGUUCAUCUCCAACUGAGGGAGUACUGGAAUGGCUUUGCUCUGGUGUUGCCUGUCUUGCAGGUGCUGGGCUAUAACCAGAAAAUGAAUUCAUGUUUUAUUCCAAAAAGUUUUAUUCCAGGCUUGUUUGUAUAUGGCAAAAUGAUGGAUUUUUGAUUCUUCACCUGUAGAUAAAGUCAGUGAUGCUUGUGGCUGACGAGGUACAUUUGCAACAUGAGAUAUGUGAAAUAAAGGUAGUUAAUUGCACAGAU